Molecule: messenger RNA, 1323 nt
Organism: Drosophila ananassae
Lineage: Eukaryota; Metazoa; Arthropoda; Insecta; Diptera; Drosophilidae
Product: beta-1,3-galactosyltransferase 1
Exons: 2
Coding region: 51-1289 (412 amino acids)
Cellular component (GO): membrane
Molecular function (GO): hexosyltransferase activity
Source: RefSeq, a predicted model, not a curated record
CGUUUCAGAUGAACGUCGCACUCUUGUGAAUGUAGUGGGAACGUAUUGAGAUGAUCCGCCUUCGCAAAGCAAAGUUCCUUAUUAUUUGGUUUUUGACCCGAAACCCUACUCAGCGGCUAUUGCUCCAAGCCUUUUUGUACGGUCCGAUUUUGUUUUCGUUAUAUUUGAUGUUUCGAGUACACCAAAUUAUGGAACAAGUUGAUUUGAAACUAAUAACAGGAUCCGAGGGAACAGUUGAACACAAAUAUUGGAAGCCGAAUGAUUCCUACAAUCUGACAAAUUACAUUCAAGAGUUUGAGGAAACAGCAUUAAUUAUGCCUUCUGGUCUAUGUAAACAAAAAUCAUUACUGACUGUUUUUGUGACAUCGCGUUUAGAUGGAUUCAAGACGCGCAAAGUAAUACGAGAAACCUGGGGCAAUUCGACCCGUUUUAACUACCCAGAGUUUAUCAAAAUGCAUGGUCACCUUAAAGGAUUAUAUAAACCUUUCUUACAAAGUCGUUUGCUUCUCUAUGCGGAGCACUUAAGGAGGGAAAAUUAUAGCCUGUAUGCUUCGGUACAAAUUGUAUUUAUAGUUGGGCGAAGCAAUUCACCCAGCUCAGACUCCACCUUGAGCAAACUUCAGCAAGAGGCUGGUCAGUAUAAUGACAUCCUUCAGGAGGAUUUCGUCGACACCUACAACAACCUUACUCUGAAGUCAGUUUUUGCAUUGAAGCAUGUCAACAAUAAGUGCUUCAAUAAUUCAGCAUACUUCCUUAAAACGGAUGAUGACUGUUUCGUUAACGUUCCAAACAUAAUACACUUCCUGCUCGGUGGCACUAUUCCUGCCUACCAGUCGCAUAGAAAAGGUCAAACUAGGCUUACGGCAACCAAAGGAGUCUUGAUGGGAUACGCAUUCUUUGGUAACAAACCAAUUCGAUACAGCUGCAGCAAAUUUUAUUUGCCCAACUAUAUUUACACGGAUACCAUGUACCCAUCAUAUCUGUCAGGUUCCGGAUAUCUUAUGUCGAUGGAUGUGGUGCAGCGAUUAUAUAAGGCUGCCUGGAGUACGAGAUUAAUUCACUUUGAAGAUCUCUUCAUUACGGGGUUUUGUUCUAUAGCUGCUCAAGUGAAACCGGUACACAGUCCACUAUUUGAUUUGAAGACCAUACAUAAAGCCUGCUUUAUAAAAGGGGGCGUUGUUCAACACGAUGUUGGGAUCGCCGGAAUGAAAGAUGUAUUUCAUAGAUUGACAAAUAAUAAAACGAACUGUGCGGUUAAGCGAUCCACCCGUAUACUGACUGUAUAUUGAUAUCUGAAAUAAAGAAUUCUGGAUUUAUGUGAAA